CGCUGUGUCGGCAACAAUCAUGCAAGCGGAUGCGAUCGACGUGCAAUCGACGGACCUGGAAGUGCUGAGCCGACUGGCAACCCAACAGCGCAGGAACGUCCUUGCGAAUCUUACGCAGUUGCGCAAGCACGAUUAUGCAUACCUGCGAAGUCUGCAUGCCGAUCCCCAUGACAGUUACUUUCUCAACAUUGCUCGGCUGCACGAAACGAGCCUUAACUUAUCCACCGCACUUGGCCCCGAAAACCACGAGAAGCGAUGCGAGCAACUGUACUACUUGGGUCUCAGCCUUGGCCGACUCCUAGCGACAGCAUGCUCGUCAUCGCAACUUAUCUUUGACGGUUGCCAGCUGAUGGACGAGCUAGACUUCUACUUUUCAGCCCCCAGCAUCCAAAACAUGAAACUCGUCACCGUCGCCACCAAAGUGCCAUUCUACGAGCGGCCACGCACAUCCUCCGCUGAUGACAUCGCGCAUGCAGAGCCGUAUCGCACCGUCGUGCGCAAGUGGAACAAUAAACCUGUAUAUCAGCGCCUCGUCACGCCCCACAUCGCAUUUCCCUUGGACUAUUGCCUCUUGGUCGUGUCUCUCUGCGACGUCCUCACGCUCGUCUACGCCAAGCUCCAGGGAGAGCCAUGCAAUCAAACCCACGUGUUCCAAGCUCUACUUCGCCUCGACGAGAAGCUGAAGAAAGUCGUGCUGGACCACAUCAAGAAGCACUUGAGCGAGGUCGCGACCGACAUGAUCAAAGACCAAAUGCAAUCCUUGCGUCCGGUGCCACCAGGUCCACGUCGAGCCUGACAAUGCUCCAAGCAAGUACGACCGACUCAUUCGUUGGUACACUGCGAGCGACCUCGAUUCAGAAACGUCAUAGGUUUAUAAGUCAAACAGGACACAUUAAGGAGAAGCUACAGGUCGACUCGCGCCGGCCCGUCCGACGAUGUUGUGGUCAUCCCGAUAUUGCCUGUGUGGUGGAACGACCUGGAGCUGUUCAUGCCCGCCGACGACGACAUCACGUAGGUCGAUGUCGACGCCGCAUGAGGUCGUUGGAGGUAGUGGCCUUGCUGCACCUUGAGUUGUUGAAGGUACGCAUGGAUGUCCUGAAUGCGGGGACGGUCUUCGGGGUGGUAGCUUAAGCACUGGAUCGCCAGGUCCAUCAAACAGGGCGGGCACUCCUUCGUAAACGCCGGUCGGAUGUCUCCCGCCACGACCAGCAUCGCGAGCCGGGUGCGCACCACAUUCACGUCUAUCAAGUCUCGGCACGAGUAAACAAAGUCCAAGUUCGAGUAGGGCACUUCCGCCGUGUCCAAUUCCGCCAUGAGCACGCCAAGCGAGUACACAUCGGCCUUUUCCGAGUAGUAAACCUACGCAUCAUGCACCCACAAACGUCAGAGUGAUCUCCCACCCUUCGGG
Aphanomyces invadans is the source of this 1408-nucleotide messenger RNA. RefSeq lists its product as hypothetical. The transcript has 6 exons. The coding region runs from base 20 to 796 and encodes 258 amino acids. The record is from RefSeq and is a predicted model, not a curated record. NCBI's taxonomy places the organism in Eukaryota, Oomycota, Saprolegniomycetes, Saprolegniales, Verrucalvaceae.